AUGGUCCGAGGUUCCGAUAUCAUCUUGAUUCUCGUCGCUAUCAUUUUCCCCCCUCUCGCAGCGGCGAUGAUUACCGGAUGUUCUUGCGACUUGUUCAUCUGCGUGUGCUUGACCAUCUUGGGAUAUCUCCCUGGUCAUUUGUAUGCCUUCUGGUUGAUCUACAAGAAGAUGAAAGCUGAAGAAUCGUUCGGUCCUGGAGGAUAUACCUAUCUGGGUAAUGGAAACUUUGUUGGUAAUGGUCCAGGAUAUACCGGCGCACCUCCUCCUCCACCUCACGGUCAUCAACAGCAAUACUACGGAUCUACUCAAUAA
Molecule: messenger RNA, 312 nt
Organism: Kwoniella mangroviensis CBS 8507
Lineage: Eukaryota; Fungi; Basidiomycota; Tremellomycetes; Tremellales; Cryptococcaceae
Exons: 3
Coding region: 1-312 (103 amino acids)
Cellular component (GO): membrane
Source: RefSeq, a predicted model, not a curated record